Molecule: messenger RNA, 1034 nt
Organism: Homarus americanus (American lobster)
Lineage: Eukaryota; Metazoa; Arthropoda; Malacostraca; Decapoda; Nephropidae
Product: protein Star-like
Exons: 3
Coding region: 155-1003 (282 amino acids)
Source: RefSeq, a predicted model, not a curated record
AUUUAUAGUUAGCGGAGACACAUAGGCAAACGCUGAUGUUCUGUUGGCUAAAAAGAAAUGAUGGCAACUUUACGUAAUUGUUCAUCUAUAACUUUGUUCAAGAAAGUUAUUGUAGUGAUGAUGUUGGCGGUGGUCAUGUUCUCUGUUCUACAUAAUGAACAGAGUAACGCUGUCGGACCCAAGCAAGAGGUGGCAAUACGAGCAUUGGGACCGCUUCAGGGACGACCCGAGGAUAGUCGACUUACUGAGACAAUCCUACCUCCAACCACCAUCUUCACUACCCUAUAACCUAUCAACUAACCCAUUGUACAUCAACGGUAGCAAAAGUUACGGCUGGCUAAAUAUAAAAACACACAUUGAAGCAUUAUUUGGAGACCAGAGGAAUGGGUUUUUCAUUGAAGCCGGGGCAUUGGAUGGGGAAUAUCUAUCCAAUACCCUCUGGCUUGAGAUGGAUAGAGGAUGGGGUGGACUAUUGAUAGAACCGGAUGAAAACAGCUACAGAAAAUUAUUAUCUAAACACCGAAAGACUUGGAGUUCAAACACCUGUAUCUCCAUGACCUCCUACCCCUUGGAGACCAUUCACGUGGGUCUUUAUCUCCAAAAUAAAUACACCGGUAACCCCUGGAACUAUCGGGGAUCCUCACACAUCCAAGGAAUCUCCCUAGGAUCCCAAUUCGAACCAUUUCUAUCCUACUCUGAGAAAUCCUAUCAAAUGGCGCAAUGUUUCCCACUAAUCUCUUAUCUCAAGGCUUUAAAUAUCUCUACUGUUGAUCUGUUAUCUCUAGAUCUACAAGGGAUUGAACAACAAGUCCUAAGAGCAAUUCCCUUUAACGACCUAACCAUAAGGGUCAUUAUAGCAGAAUUAACUACCCCAAAUGAGGAAUUUCAUGAUUUUUUAACAGCUAAAGGAUUCGUAUUAGUUAAUCAAGAUCAAAUUGAUUUUAUUUAUGCUAAGGAAGACGAUAUUUUAAUUAAGAACCACAAGAACAAUUUUAUGUCGUAGUUUAAAUUAUUUUCUUGUGUUUGUUUUGGGA